This is a messenger RNA of Paralichthys olivaceus (Japanese flounder), 873 nucleotides long. The record is from RefSeq and is a predicted model, not a curated record. NCBI's taxonomy places the organism in Eukaryota, Metazoa, Chordata, Actinopteri, Pleuronectiformes, Paralichthyidae.
AUGACUCAGUGUGAGCUCGCUGCUUUAAAAGCUUCCCAGCUGCUGAUGCUGAUGCGGCGGCGGCGGCCGUGCGGGGGCGGUGCCAGCCGCGACAGAAAGUGCCCGGAUGGGUUUGAAUGUCUGAAGGCAGGAAGGAACCCGAACUACGGCUACACCAGCUUCGACACCUUCGGUUGGGCUUUUCUGUCUUUGUUCCGCCUGAUGACGCAGGACUACUGGGAAAACCUCUACCACCAGACGCUGCGUUCGGCCGGUAAGACCUACAUGGUGUUUUUCGUGGUGGUGAUCUUCCUGGGCUCCUUCUACCUGGUCAACCUCAUCCUGGCCGUUGUCGCCAUGGCGUACGAGGAGCAGAACCAGGCCACCAUCGCGGAGGCGAGCCAGAAAGAGCGAGAGUUCCACCAGGCGAUGGAGAGACUGAAGAGAGAGCAACAGGUUGCCGCCCAUAAGGUUCUUGACUCGGACUCGAUGUCACCAGACCUGUCGCCCUUUGGCCCGCCCCUGGACAGCCUGGAGGAGCGGAGGCGGAGUCAAGCAUUGGUGGGAGUGGCUGACGUGGAGUCCAACCUAUCAGAGGAAAAGCUGCUGCAGGUGGACAUGACGGACGGGGGAAAGCCGCUCCACCCCCUCCUGGCCCGCUCCUUCUCCUCGAGGACUCGGCGGAGCAGUCAGGUCUCCUCCAUCUUCAAUUUCCGUCUGAGGAGCCGGGGGUCGGACGGAGAGAUGGCAGACGACGAGUACAGCGUCCCGGGUGAUGUGGUGGAGGGGGUCGGCGGCCGGACGUACAGCGGUGGAACCUUCAGCGGCAUCCUGCCUCACCCGUGGCCCAAACGACGGCCGAGCACCUACAGCACGAACAGCAGGAGCUCACAG